AUGUCACUGUCAGACCUAUCAAAUGAACUCAUCGUUCGCGUCUUCGAAUCUGUCGACAAUAUUAGUUCAGCCGCCGCUUUGAGCCAUACGUCUCACCACUUACAUACAAUAUGGCGUUACCAUCUUGCCUCGAUAUGUGAUGCGGUACUUCCUCGGACGAUCGAAUGUUACGAUCAAGCACGUCAGCUCCUCGAUGCCAGAGCAAAGUCAAGCCUAGUCGAUCGUCAGUCGUCAGUUGAGGACAAAGCCAAAGCAGCUAUCAUACGCGCAAAGGUACUCUUGUCUAACGCUGAUUACGCGUGUCUCGCCCUAUCAUACUUCGAGGCCGGAAUUUUUGCCCAACGGAAGAGGGAACUAUGGCUCUGCGCUUGUACCGGGAUCCUCAGAGACCAACGUGGCAACCGUACUCUUGAGCCUUUCAGUCGCAUUCGCUUCCUAAAGGCUUACUAUCGGGCCAUGAGUACGGUAUACCUAUCAGGGAAAAGCAAGUCGAAGCUUCGGUAUGAGAUCCUGGCAUCUAUGCACCUACUGGACUACUUUCGAACGAGAGAAAUUAUGGAGUGGAUUAGUUACGAGUAUUGCGAGGCAUUCAUCCCCGAUGAGGACACGAUUGUGGCACGCUACGAUUUCGGGCCUAGCAACUCCGGGAAAGCAGGGGAUUUUGAACAAUUUUCCCAAAAUCACCAUUUUCUGGAUAUCCUUGAGGUUGAUCUUGUAAAGGUAUCUGGCGUGGAGCGACCGAUGAAUGAGUUCGGAGUCCGAGGCCCCACCUAUGAGCUAACCCUCCACGAUGAUUGCCUGAAGGGCAAAACAGAUCGAGCGAAAGGCGUUGCGUUAGCUGAUCUACUGCCUCUGCUACCAGAGAAUAGCUCUAUCAAUCCCCAGUAUGAGCUCUUGGCGUCGCACUGA
This is a messenger RNA of Letharia lupina, 909 nucleotides long. RefSeq lists its product as uncharacterized. The record is from RefSeq and is a predicted model, not a curated record. The coding region runs from base 1 to 909 and encodes 302 amino acids. The transcript has a single exon. Lineage: Eukaryota; Fungi; Ascomycota; Lecanoromycetes; Lecanorales; Parmeliaceae.